GGAUGUCAGCAAGAGUACAGACACGCCCACAUAAACACGCCCCUACCAAUGAGGAAGAGUCUCGAAGAGAAAAAUCCUCUAUGAUGUCACGCAACCUGGCUAAACCCUGUAAGCUCGGUAUUCACGAACCAUUUUGCGCUUGCUCGUUUUCGUAAUGCCAAGUUAUGGACGCGGCUCGCAGAUGUCAAGCUACGGAAUUUCGUAGUCAUGAAUUCCCAGUAUUUUGAAGUCAGCAAGUAAUGAAUGGUGAAGAAAGGAGCCAUCAUGGAGGGAGUUCUUUAUAAAUGGACCAAUUAUAUGAGUGGUUGGCAGCCACGCUGGUUUGUAUUAGCUGGAGGUACUCUUUCAUACUAUGAUUCCCAAGAAGAUGCCUGGAAAGGAUGCAAGGGCAGUAUCAAGAUUUCCGUAUGUGAAAUACAAGUGCACCCAUCAGAUUUCACUAGAGUUGAUCUGACUAUACCAGGAGAACAAUACUUCUACCUCAGGGCCAUCAAUGCAGCAGAGAGACAGAAAUGGCUGGUAGCUUUAGGAACAGCCAAAGCCUGUCUGACAGACAACCGGACCAAGAAAGAGAAGGAACUCCAGGAAAACACAGAUGCGCUGAAAACCAAGAUGUCUGAACUGAGGCUAUACUGUGACCUUCUCCUUGAACAGGUGAACAAACUCAAGGAGAGUCCUUUGGGUGAGGGGGCAGCUGGCUCUGGAGAGGCAGGGGAAGAAACAGGUAGUCUGGUGAAGUCCACAUGCGCCACAUUCCUGAAGACGCUGGAGGAGUGCAUGCAGAUAGCUGGCCGCACAUUCAGUCCAGACCUGCAGAACCUGAGCCCACUGCCUGUUGCUGCUAUUAAACCUCACAAGAUCAAAACUUCUAACCAAAAAAGUCACCAUUUGGAAGAAAAACAGAAGCGCUCAGUAAAUAACUCAUCUAUUGCAUUACUACCUGUGAAGUUUGGACCAGAUGGAGAACCCCCUCCAUUACAUCCAGGAAACACAUCAGAAUCUUCAGCAGAGAACAGUCUAGUGAUAGUGGAGGAAGAACGUGAACACCAGGUGGCGGUCCAGAGUGCGUCUCACUCUAAUCUUCAGGAUCCUGCUAAGGGUGAACUUCCUACAGGGGAUGCAGGAGAAGAUAUGUGUCCAGAAGUCAUUCACCCAUUAGAGAAACAACAGGAACAGCAACCCCUUCCCCAGGAAAGCCAAGAGGAGGCCCUAGAAGCGCAUGAGCUUGAGUCGGAGGGUAAACAGGAAAAGGAAGAUCAGGUGGAAACAUUCUUCAGUAAUAUGAGCCACAGAUUUAGUGAUAUAAGACUGGAGGACGACAAUGGUAUCCCCACACGAGCCUUUUUGGACUCUUGCUAUGCUAUAGUGCCAGUAUUAGACAAGCUGGGACCAACAGUCUUCGCUCCAGUUAAAAUGGAUUUUGUGGGCAACAUUAAGAAAGUGCAGCAGAAGUUACAGUCAGACCCAGACAACUUCACCACUCUGCAGAGUAUUGUGCUCCAUGAAGUGCAGAUGGAAGUGGCGCAGGUGCGUAACUCUGCCACCGAGGCGCUGCUGUGGCUCAAACGAGGAUUAAAAUUCCUCAAAGAGUUCCUCGCCGAGGUGGACGCUGGAGAGCAGGACAUCCAUGCAGCUUUGAACAAUGCCUAUGGAAAGACACUACGCCAGUAUCAUGGAUGGGUGGUGCGUGGAGUCUUUGCUCUAGCUCUGAGGGCUGCGCCUUCCUAUGGCGGCUUCAUGGCAGCGCUGGUAUGCCAUGAGGGAGAUGAGCUGAAGGAGGGUUUUAUGUCAGGAAUGCACCGUGACCUUACCUUCUACCUACCUGCCAUGGAGAAGCAGCUGGCCAUUCUGGAUGCUCUGUAUGAGGAGUACGGGCUGGAGUCAGAUGAGGUGGUGUGAGACACGAACACUCGCAGAUACUGACGGAGCUCACUCUCUGAGCAGGCACUGUGGCAAGCACAGGACUUCUACAGCUAGCAUUAGCACUCUGAAAGUACAGCCACCUACAUUCUCAAUAAGGGGCCAAAAAUGGACAUUUUAUAGCCUGUGAAGGUUUUUUCAGGGAAUAAACACUUAUUGUUAGGUGGCAGGGUGGAUGCUAAGUGUUCUGUGGCAUUUGGUGACUGGGUCCUUUUGAUACAUCUUUAGGAGUCAGAACAUGCUCUUAAAACAAUAUAGGUUUUUAUGUAUUAACACACAUCUGUGGUAAGUAUACAAAGUUGUUAGUAGAUAUACAAGCCACAGUAUUUGCAAUUGUGAAUUGCAUGUGUAAUUUUAUCUUCCUACCGUCCUUAUUUUUCCUCUUGGUAUGUCAGAUAUUAUUUUGGUAGCACUGACAGUCAGUUAGAAACACAUCCCAUGCCAUAGGCAAGCACAAAGGAUAAAUAUUUCUCUAGUUUCAGCGAUUGUAACAAAGACCUGACAUGACACGUUUUACUGGUGUUUAGCAUGCACGAACAAGGUAAUCGUACUCAAUUACUAGGCUGAAUAAUUGAACUCAAAAUCAUAAAAUCAUUUAUAGUGCCAGGGCAUAUAAUAUAAUACAUAGGACAAUAGGACCAGAUACUAAAAUGAAGGGGGGAAAGAAUCAUUUUAAAUACCUUAAAAUAUUUUGUAUUCAGCACAAUUCAUACUUUAUUUAUUUAUAAAGGACCAAUUUGUACAUUUUUCUAAUAAUUGUAUUUAUUACAUUAUUUACAAAGUAACAAUGACAAGGAUAGAUUAUGUUUACUUGUUAAUGUAGCCAAAUGAACAAUACUGAGCUGUGCAUGUUGUGUUGCAUGGGUUUUUGUUAAUUUUUGUGUUUUAAAUUAAUAGCAAUCAAAACUAAAAUAACUUGUUGAAUCUACUAUCUUAUUAUGUCUUAUUAUGUCUUAUUAUGUCUUAUUAUGUCUUAUUAUUAUUAAGUUACACAUGAUCCAAACUCCUUGUUAUGGCUGUACAAAGCCAAGCCAAACACUCACAAGUUGCAAAAGCGCCAGAUAUACUCUAUUGAUCCAAAAUGCAUAUAGUACCGAAUACUGAUGACUUUCACAUCAUUGAAGUGUUAUAGCAAGUAAUAUUUCACUCCCCCUCGUCAAACUUGUUUUUUGAGAAUGGGUUUUAAAUUAUUUUUAGACAAUAUUUGUUUAGACACAUUUUGAUACCCUGAAACAGUGACAUCAUCUUCUUCUCUAGGCUACUCUAUAGCUGUACAUAAUACAGUAAUAUAUGGAGUAACUUUAUAUAUAUGCAGUACAGUCAUAUAUACGGUAUGUUUAUAUAUACACAGUACAGUCAUAUACAGUAUGUUUAUAUAUACCCAGUACAGUCAUAUAUACAGUACAUUUAUGGCACCUGUGCUAUUCUCAGACGUUCAUUACUGAUGGCAACUUGUCUUGUACUAUGCACUUUUGUGCAUCUAGUCCCAUGCCAUCUCUUUCUUGUAUGACCUAAUCAGCCAUUAGAAGAGGGAAGUCUUGCUGUGUAUAUAAUUAUGUGUAGGUAUAUGUAAGUAAAUGCAUAUAUCAAACCAAAAUUGUCUAACGCUAAAGAAUGUGAUGCAGUGCAUCUGACUUUGCUCUUUGCUCAUUUGUAAUUCAAUUUCUAAUGAAUGAUCCUAUAAACAAACUUGUGUCUCUCUUUGAA
Molecule: messenger RNA, 3627 nt
Organism: Ictalurus furcatus (blue catfish)
Lineage: Eukaryota; Metazoa; Chordata; Actinopteri; Siluriformes; Ictaluridae
Gene: plekha8
Product: pleckstrin homology domain containing, family A (phosphoinositide binding specific) member 8
Exons: 13
Coding region: 244-1899 (551 amino acids)
Biological process (GO): ceramide transport; intermembrane lipid transfer
Cellular component (GO): membrane; cytoplasm; cytosol
Molecular function (GO): ceramide 1-phosphate transfer activity; ceramide 1-phosphate binding
Source: RefSeq, a predicted model, not a curated record